Messenger RNA from Acromyrmex echinatior (Panamanian leafcutter ant), 2221 nucleotides. RefSeq lists its product as hypothetical. The record is from RefSeq and is a predicted model, not a curated record. NCBI's taxonomy places the organism in Eukaryota, Metazoa, Arthropoda, Insecta, Hymenoptera, Formicidae.
CGGAAUUGCUGCUACUCCGCGGCAAGGACCAAUUAACAUCAAACAAGAAGAAGAAGAUGCUUUUCCGCCAAGAUGUGAACGGUCCCUUAAACUUUGGUCGAGCAUCAGUAUGAAAAGCGCCUUAAAUUGUAUAUGCACCAUAAAUGCAGUUAUUAUAAUUGAAGCAUGUUUAUGUAUAAUUUAGAAAUAAUAAAUUAUCUAGUUAACCAAUUUUGUAUUGUGUAACGCCGCUAGUAUCGUUCAUAAUUUUUCACAGUACAAAAUAGAGACUAGCAAUUGCUAGAAUGAACGGAACUUUAAAGGGACUUCUGCGAUUAUAUCCAAUAGCACGCAAUUGGACAGUGUUAUCGAAUUAUAUAGUACCGUUACAAACGAUACAAAAAGUAUCACGAGUUUAUAGUACCAGUUUGACAGAUUAUACACAACUGGAGGAUUGUAUAUCACCAGUAGAAAAAAAUUAUGUAUUCAAUGAUGUCAAAUCAUAUAAAUCUAUGGAAAUAUUGGAGAAAGUAACAAAAAAUUAUACAAAUAUGACUGUACACAAUGCUGUUGACAUAAUGUUUACAUUAUUUAGAGCUUCUAAAAACACGGAUGAAGAUUUGCAAAAUAUUAAGCAGCAUAUAGGUUUUAUACACCUGUGCGAAAUAUUAAAUACAAAUAUUAGACUUUUGCAAAUCACUGAAAUUAUUAAUAGUCUGAGAAUGUUGACAUAUUUUAAGAUUCCAGCUAACUGUGUUUUAACUCAGUCAUUAUUGCAAAUGAUUCGUGCAAAUGUAAAUGACAUAUCGCUUCAGGAUAUAAUUAGUACAGUUGUGAUACUGAAGAAAAUGGAUAGUACACCAUUGAGAGAUGCUUUAUCGAUAGCACUACCUGUUGUUUUUGAGGCGCAGUUACCUACAAAAUUGGAUCCAGAUAAUAUUACUAUGCUGACACAAUCUUUAAGACUUAUAAGUGAAAAUAAUAUUAAUAAUCCAAAAAUACAAAAUAUAAUACUGAAGUCAUUACAAAAAUUUGAAAAGGACCUAAAUGUACUAACAGCUUGGUCUAUAUUUUGUAGCUUAUGUUCUGCCUCUCAUCCAUCUCCGAUGGCUUUUGAAUUGUUAUUUAACAUUCAGAAGAUUUUAAUAAGUGAUGCAAAACAAUUAAGUAUUCAAGAGAUAAAAAUGGCGCUACAUAAAUUAGUGCUGGUCACUGUAAGGAACAAAGAAUAUGGAUGCAAGUUUUACAAUGAAGCACUGGUGGAUGCUUUUGUCAAUUCAGCAUUAUCUGCAGAAAUUUCUUUUGACAAUAGUAUCUAUCUGCUGAAAUAUUUGAAUGAGCUAAAUUAUGCUCAUAUACCCUUUCUAGAAUAUUUAGCAGCGAAAUGUUUCGAACAGCCAAAUUUAUUAAAAGACGGGUCAUAUUUUAGAGUAUCUAUUUUCUUAGAAGGAUUAAUUAAUGCUGAUUACAAACCAGUAUUUUGGGAUAUUAUACGAGAUGCAAUAUUGGCGAAUAAAGUGGAGAACAAAAUUUUUAACAAAUCUAUGAUUAAAUUUGCUCUACAUUUGAUUGCAUUAGAUUGUUAUAGCCCAAGUUUAAUCAGCAAAGUCUUUUCUCAGAUUAUAAAACCUAAUGAUCCAAUGAAGAAUAUUCAUGCGAGAGAGUUAUUACUUUUGUACCAGAGUGUUAAGACGCUGUAUCCUAUGUAUAAUGGACCAUGGCCAUCGCAAGAUCUACUUGAACACGCUGUAAACAUACACAGAACAUUGCUUAGUUCUAUACUUUCUCCAUUUUCCUUAAAAACGGCAUUAGAAUUAGCAUUAGGUGGUCCUCAGUAUGUUCAUAAUAACUUGGGGACAAAACUUGGACAUUACAUUGAUCAUGUUAUUGUAAUGAGAAAAGGAGGAUAUCCUAUUGCAAUUAAUACUAUUAAUACAUCUAAUGCAACUAACAUGACGUACAUUGAAGAUAUACAAACUCCAAACGAAAGUCAGAUGAUACUUAUCUUCAAUUUACCUGAAGCUGCGUAUGCUAUGAAUUCUCAAAGACUAAAAAGUACAUGGUCGUUAAAAAUAAAAUCCGUUGAAGCAUUAAUGAAAACAAAUGCAAUUGCGAUAAAUUCUAGUUCUUGGAUGAAAUUACCAGAAUACGAAAGACUUCCAUAUCUAAUGCGAGCUAUAAGAUUAAAAUGUGAAGAUAACUCAUUUUCUUAACGAAAUAAAAUAUAUUUUAUGAUCGACAA